UUAAUUAAAUAUCUAAAUUAAAAUACAAACCAGAUGAUAAGAUAUUGAGCCAUAUCCAAACAUCCCCUUGAAUAUCACAGGCCCAAAAUCUAACCAAUCAUACCCUCAGCCAUAACUUCUUAAAAUAUCUCUCUCUGAGGGCCAAACUAGCCUUAAAGGAGCAUAUCAGAGGCCACAUGCAGAGGAAUCAGAAAAAUAUUUGCCAUGUAAACGAAUAAAAACAAAGGUACCUGGUGUCUCAAAAAUAGUGAGGCAAAUUCAAUAUCCAAGUUGUGAGCCACUCAAAUAUGAUCGUGCUUCUUUUUCAGUGGAGCCCCCUUUUCCUCUUUUCUUCUGAUGAAUGACAACACAUUAGAACCCAUAGAGAGAGAGAGAGAUAUAGAGCAAAAAUACGAGAUUUAAGGUACUCAUGGAACUUCUUGUACUCAACCACUCUUUUCCUUUAAUUGAGCUUUUUUUUGAAGCAUUGGUUGUGUGUGGUUCUCUUUCCUUAUCCCAUUCCUUAAAAUCCUGUUUUUUCUUUCUCGCAAACCUUUUUCUUACAAAAACAGAAUCUGCAUUAUCUACUUUCCCGUUUCAUAUCAAUUAUAAUCACCAGUUAUCUUUAUAAUAUAGAAGCAUGACUGAUAAAGAGAAUGGCUUGCGCUUGCCUGAGGACCCAGGAUGGUCUGAGCUAAAGCUUCCAGAUAUGUUGUUGGCCAAUAGCGUACGUGAAGCCCAUGCAAGAAUUGAGGCCGAAUGGGAUUACCUCCAACGCUCGGCAUGUCAAAUGGCAGCAGGAAGAGCGCUUUGGAGUCAUGUGAUCCAUGAUCCACUAGCAGGGUUACUUGCAGGAGAGGCCUGCCUCAGAAACCUUCAUGAGAAGAUAAAGAAAGAUCGAAGCAACAAUGCAAGAGAGAUUUCUGGAGUGAUUCUUGCUGUUCGUACACUCUGGUUUGAUUCAAAAAUUGAAGGUGCUCUGUCAUCCUUUAAUGGCAGAGACUCACAGGUUGUUCUCCUCGGUGCAGGAAUGGAUACGAGGGCUUACAGAUUAAGUUGCUUGAAGGAAAGUGAUGUCUUUGAAGUUGAUUUCCCUGAAGUGUUACAAGUGAAAACCGCUCUUCUAAAGACAGCAAUAGAAUCUCCGUAUGGGCACCAUCAUCAACAAAUGGCAAAAUCGUUAAACAGAAUAGCAGCUGACAUCAGAGGUAAUGACUGGCUUGAAAAGCUUCAAUCAGCUGGUUUUGCAUCAGAGAAGAAUACAGUGUGGGUUCUUGAAGGAUUACUCUACUAUCUUACCCACUCCCAGGCGAUGCAAGUACUGGAGACAAUAGCUGACAAAUGCACCAUAACCCCCACAGUCCUCUUAGCAGAUUUUAUGAACAAACCCUCAACCACUCUUUCAAAUUCUAUCUUCCACUUCUACUGUGAUUGGCCUGAUCAUUUACUCCCAUCCCUAGGAUUUUCCAACACCAAACUAUCACAGAUUGGCGACCCAGAUGCUAACUUUGGGCUUGUGCACGAUCCAUUAAAUCUCUUCAAUAAAAUCCGCAGUUUACCAAGGUCAAUGCAGACUCACCCUGAUGAUGGAAAACCUUGCUGCCGCUUGUAUUUGGUACAGGCUUCUGGUUCACCACAUCUACCACCCCUCCCAUAAAGAAAAUCCGUAAGGAGGAUGAAAAUCUCUGAGUAGGUUGGAUGGAUGCUAGACGACACAUCUACCUGCUGCAUGCUUCAUUAAAACCAUUCCAUCGAGAGAAUAUGUCAUAUUAUAUUACCCAAGGUCUCUGCACCAUACCAUAUGAGAGGUGUAGUUAUACACUGUUUAUUUGAGUUUAUAUCAUAUGUAAACUAUGCAAUUAGAACAAUAACUUGGACCUAAAUUGUGUUUUGUGAAAGGACUACAUUACAAGAAUUCCCCAUAACGUUCACACUUCUCAAUGUGAAGAGAUCGAAUAUACAGA
Messenger RNA from Momordica charantia (bitter melon), 1943 nucleotides. Its product is annotated as Leucine carboxyl methyltransferase. Lineage: Eukaryota; Viridiplantae; Streptophyta; Magnoliopsida; Cucurbitales; Cucurbitaceae. The record is from RefSeq and is a predicted model, not a curated record. Gene Ontology annotation, biological process: methylation. Gene Ontology annotation, molecular function: methyltransferase activity.